AUGGAUUUUGAAACAAACGAAGACAUCAAUGGGAUUCGUUUCUCUUGGAACGUUUUUCCAUCCACAAAGACUGAUGCCAACAAAAAUGUGGUUCCAGUAGGUUGUUUAUACACUCCCUUGAAAGAAUUUAUCAACGAAGAAGAUGGUUCCAACACUUUAGCUUUAGCACAAUACAAUCCAGUAGUUUGUGCAGGCCCCCAAUGUAAAGCCAUUCUAAACCCAUAUUGUUCCAUUGACCCACGCAGCAACUCAUGGACUUGUCCAAUUUGUAAUUCAAGAAACCAUUUACCUGCCCAAUACGCCAACAUGACCCAAGAAAAUAUGCCAAUUGAAUUACAACACACAACUAUGGAGUAUAUCACCAAUAAACCUGUUCAGGUACCACCUAUUUUCUUCUUUGUUGUCGAUAUCACUGCAGAGAAGGAAAAUUUGGAUGCUUUAAAGGACUCUAUCAUUACCUCGUUGUCUCUUUUACCUCCAAAUGCUCUUGUUGGGUUAAUAACAUAUGGUAAUGUUAUCCAACUUCAUGAUUUGUCCAGUGAAACUAUCGACAGAUGUAACGUGUUUAGAGGUGACAAGGAAUACCAUUUAGACCAACUGUUGGAAAUGUUAACUGGUCAAAAACCAUCUGGCAAUAAUUUAAAUAACUCAAAUAUGGUUCCACAAUUCAAUGGAAAAGUUACUCCAAUGUCAAUUAACAGAUUUUUCUUACCAUUGGAACAAGUAGAAUUCAAAUUGAACCAGUUGUUAGAAAAUUUGUCUCCUGAUCAAUGGUCUAUCCCAGCUGGCCACAGACCUUUGAGAGCUACCGGUUCAGCUCUUAAUAUUGCCUCUUUGUUAUUGCAAAGCUGCUUCAAGGGUGUAGCCGCCAGAAUCAUCCUAUUUGCUAGUGGGCCAGGUACUUUACAACCUGGUUUAAUUGUUAACUCUGAAUUAAAGGACCCAUUAAGAUCACAUCAUGAUAUUGAUUCAGAUAAAGCUCAACAUUAUAAGAAAGCUUGCAAGUUUUAUAAUGGGAUUGCCAGUAGAGUGGCUACCAACGGUCACGCUGUUGACAUAUUUGCAGGUUGUUACGAUCAAGUAGGUAUGUCAGAAAUGAAGCAAUUGGCCGAUUCUACAGGUGGUAUUCUUUUGUUGACAGAUGCUUUUUCCACUGCAAUUUUUAAACAGUCAUAUAUUAGAUUAUUCGCUAAGGAUGAUGAAGGUUACCUAAAGAUGGCUUUCAACGGUACUCUAUCUGUUAAAACAUCUAAAUCUUUGAAAUUACAAGGGUUGAUUGGUCAUGCUUCUCCAGUACCUAAGACAGAUGCACGCAACAUUAGUGACUCUGAGAUUGGUAUUGGUGGUACCUCCACAUGGAAGAUGGCUACUUUAUCACCACAUCACACUUAUGCACUUUAUUUUGAAAUUGCUAAUAUUGUCAAUAGUCCAACUAAUAAUGCAAUGAUGGCUGGCCAACAACAGCCAAAUUUGGCAUACACCCAAUUUAUUACCUCUUAUCAACAUUCUUCAGGUACUAAUCGUAUUAGAGUCACUACUGUGGCUAACCAGUUAUUACCAUUCGGUAGUCCUGCCAUUGCACAGUCAUUUGAUCAAGAAGCAGCUGCAGUAUUAAUGGCUAGGUUUGCUGUAUCAAAAGCAGAAGAAGAUGAUGGUGCGGAUGUAAUUAGAUGGAUCGAUAGAAACCUGAUCAAAUUAUGUCAAAAGUACGCUGAUUACAAUAAAGAUGAUCCAAAUUCCUUUAGAUUGGCACCAAACUUCUCUUAUUAUCCACAAUUUACGUAUUAUUUAAGAAGAUCUCAAUUCUUGAGUGUUUUCAACAAUUCACCAGAUGAAACUGCUUUUUACAGACACAUUUUCACUCGUGAAGAUACUACAAAUUCCCUAAUUAUGAUUCAACCAACGUUAACUUCAUAUUCAAUGGAAGAGGAACCACAUCCAGUCUUAUUGGAUUCUAUUUCCGUAAAACCAAACACUAUCUUAUUAUUAGAUACAUUCUUUUAUAUUUUAAUUUAUCAUGGUGAACAAAUUGCUCAGUGGAGAAAGGCAGGCUAUCAAGACGAUCCAAAUUACGUUGAUUUCAAGACUUUAUUAGAAGAGCCAAAAUUGGAAGCUGCAGACUUAUUAAUUGAUAGAUUUCCAUUGCCAAGAUUCAUUGAUACUGAAGCUGGUGGUUCGCAAGCCCGUUUCUUGUUGUCUAAAUUGAAUCCCUCUGAUAAUUACCAAGAUAUGUCACGUACUGGUAGUACUAUUGUUUUGACUGAUGAUGUUUCGUUGGAAAAUUUUAUGACCCAUUUGCAACAAGUCGCCGUCAGCGGUCAAACUUAA
Molecule: messenger RNA, 2328 nt
Organism: Arxiozyma heterogenica
Lineage: Eukaryota; Fungi; Ascomycota; Saccharomycetes; Saccharomycetales; Saccharomycetaceae
Gene: SEC23
Product: GTPase-activating protein SEC23
Exons: 1
Coding region: 1-2328 (775 amino acids)
Biological process (GO): COPII-coated vesicle cargo loading; intracellular protein transport; COPII-coated vesicle budding
Cellular component (GO): endoplasmic reticulum exit site; COPII vesicle coat
Molecular function (GO): GTPase activator activity; zinc ion binding
Source: RefSeq, a predicted model, not a curated record